Molecule: messenger RNA, 910 nt
Organism: Closterium sp. NIES-67
Lineage: Eukaryota; Viridiplantae; Streptophyta; Zygnematophyceae; Desmidiales; Closteriaceae
Source: the annotation of a GenBank genome assembly
AAGGGAUGAAUCCACUCCUCAACAGACUCUUCUCACACGGCAACAAGACGCUCACUGGUAUCGCCAAACACUACUACUGGCCCCACAUGGCAGAUGACGUACAGAAAUUCAUCACCUCGUGCACUACAUGUCAGAGGAUGAAGAGCAGCAAGCAAAAAAAGGCGGGUCUGCUACAUCCUCUUCCUGUCCCAGAACAGCCAUGGCAAGUGGUAAGCCUAGACUUCAUCACCGGGCUACUAACUACCACAAGCGGUCAUGACGCAAUCCUCGUCGUCAUUGACAAGUUCUCCAAAAUGGGACACUUCAUCCCGACACACACCACAGCACGCACCGAGGAGACAGCACGACUCUUUGUUCGCUACAUCAUUUCACAACAUGGUAUUUCGACCACACUCAUCUCCGACCGAGACCCUAAGUUCACCAGUAUAUUCUGGAAAGAACUGAUGUCUCUGCUCGGGACCAAACUCGCCAUGUCAUCCGCCUACCAUCCGCAGACAGAUGGACAGACCGAGCGCCUCAACCAAAUUGUGGAGCAACUCCUCCGUGCAGCCUGCAAGAACGACAUCUCCAAAUGGGACUUGCAUCUGCCCAUCCUGGAGUUUGCCUACAACAAUGCUACUCACGCCGCUACUGGACAGACGCCGUUCUUCCUCUGUUACGGACGCCACUCACUCACACCUCAACAGCCAACCAUCCCAGCCACAAUCGAGUAUCUCCUAGCCAAAGGACUCAUCGGGCCAUCCACUUCGCCAUACGAUGCCCCAGUACUCUUCACACCGGAACCGGACGGAAGCCUGCGCAUGUGCAUCGACUACCGAGCUCUUAAUAAGCAGACCAUCAAAAGCGCCAGGCCGAUCGCCAUCGCAAUGACCACACCAUCACGCUUCUGAAGCCCUACCAGGAUCCAAAC